GUGUAUUCCAAUUUUAUCAUCACCAAGUUCAAUUUAGAAGUCUUCAUAGAAACUUGCUACAAAAUCUUUCCUACUUUCUUGGACCUCCAAAACCUGAAUCAGAUUCUUCGAUUUUGAACCAAAUCUGUACAGAAAUGGGGAGUCCGACACUAUGGCCAACCUCCCCCAAUUUCACUUCCUUCUCCUUGCCUUCGCUUUCCCCCAACUUACAUAAUUCAUCCACAUGUGCCUGUAGAAUCGCAGCGAGGGUUCCAGAUUUCCGUUUCGGAAGACGAAGCCAUCAUCAGCUCAAUUGCUCUUAUCACCAAAACUCAUCAUCAAUGGAGAAUGAACAGAAGCCCCCUCAAGAAGCUGUUCUUAAGGCCAUUUCAGAAGUUUCAAAGGCUGAAGGGAGAGUUGGACAAACUACUAACAUGGUUCUUGGAGGCACGAUUACUGGUGAUUCAACCACUCAAUGGCUCGGUCUGAAUGAAAUGUUGAACAUCUACCCAGCUCCUCGAGGAUUUACAGCAAUUGGAUCUGGAGGUGAUGAUUUUGUGCAAUCUAUGGUAAUUGCUGUUGAGUCAGUAAUUCAACACCGAAUCCCACAGGGGCAGGUGAAGCAGAAAUUAUCAUCAGGUGGAAAAUAUGUGUCGGUGAACAUUGGACCUGUUCAAAUCGCUUCUAGUAAGCAGGUUCAAGCUGUAUACCAUGCUAUGCGGAGAGAUGUUCGAAUGAGAUACUUUCUGUAGUGUAGUUUGAAACUAUGUAUGUAGUAUGUAUGUAUGUAUGUAUAAACAACUAAUCGUCUGGUAUUGUUCAUAUGCUCGUCCAUUUGUACCCGAUGAAUGCUGUUGAUCAAACCCUCGAACGAUUUUGUGUUGAUGAAUGAGCAAACUAGGUUUGGUAUCAUUCC
This is a messenger RNA of Cynara cardunculus var. scolymus (artichoke), 895 nucleotides long. RefSeq lists its product as uncharacterized. Lineage: Eukaryota; Viridiplantae; Streptophyta; Magnoliopsida; Asterales; Asteraceae. Bases 135 to 731 code for a protein of 198 amino acids. The transcript has 5 exons. The record is from RefSeq and is a predicted model, not a curated record.